This is a messenger RNA of Folsomia candida, 5483 nucleotides long. RefSeq names its product homeobox protein extradenticle (gene exd). Gene Ontology annotation, molecular function: DNA-binding transcription factor activity, RNA polymerase II-specific; RNA polymerase II cis-regulatory region sequence-specific DNA binding. Bases 1268 to 2707 code for a protein of 479 amino acids. NCBI's taxonomy places the organism in Eukaryota, Metazoa, Arthropoda, Collembola, Entomobryomorpha, Isotomidae. The record is from RefSeq and is a predicted model, not a curated record. The transcript is spliced from 15 exons. Gene Ontology annotation, biological process: neuron development; embryonic organ development; animal organ morphogenesis. Gene Ontology annotation, cellular component: nucleus.
CAUCCAAUCUUCCUUAAAUCCAUCCAGUCAGCCAACAACAUCCACCACCAACUCAUUUACUUACUUACUUGACUUUUAGUUUACACGUUUUAUCCAAUACAAACCUUAUCCAUACAAACCACGCUUAUCAACCGAUAACCACGGUCCCCUUUGCUUACCCACUCCAAAGCCCUCUUCUCUCAGAAAAUUCCAAAAAUUACCAAACAAAAAUUACGACAUUAAUAGUAAUCAACGAACGCUGCUGAUGUGGUUCUAUUGUAGUUGUUGUCAUGUUCUCCAGGAGAUAAGUACGAGAGAUAGGAGGGAGAGAGUAAUUUUAAAACAGAACGCACGAGUGGAAAUUGGAUAAGGACAGAUUGAGCCAGAUAAGCUGGGCUCAGUGCUGUGGAAAAUUAGGAGAUAAGCACAGUUUCGAUAAAUUUAAGCACCACAAGUGACCUAGAGACGAGUCAGGAGUCAUCCGACUGAUUGACGACCCAUCAAAACUGACAUUAUUAACGACGGCAAUAAAUUCGUUCACUUUUUCCUUCGCCAUUUCGUCACAACUACUUUUACUUUGGGGGCAGGACUGAUUAAUAAAUUGACUUUCACCUCGACAGCAGGAAAGUGCGAGACCGGUUUCUCCGUGUGUGCUUUUUGACCCAACCAACGCCAACUUUAUGACCGGCCAGUACGUGAUGUGGUCAUAAAACAAGCACGAUGAGGGUGUGACAUAAUGUGCAAUGUGUACACUUAAUGACCACAUUUCCCCAUCCGGUCAUCAUUGCGAAUCCAAACUUUGGUCAGAUCACUGCUCCACUACGAAAAAAACUUGCAGCCUCCUGUCAAUCAAAUCCGACACGAGGACAUUUAUCGUCAACUUAUAAGACGCAAAAUUGUGCUGCAUCAAGUGUGAAAACUGAUUAUUUGACCACGUCUGGGAAAGAUAAGUGAAAAAACUACUACAAACAUCAGUCAAGAUAGAGGAUUUAAUGUCAUACUUUUAAAAAGUUUUGUUUUGGGGUCGUCAAUCUCUCGUCAAUUUGCAACGAGUUAUACGAGCAACACGCCAUAAAGUGCCAUUAUUAUCAACAUAGGUUUAGGAAUUUCUACACAAACUACAUCUAAAUAAACAUAGAUAAAUAAAUACAAACUAUUAAUACGCUAAAUAUUUAUUGUGAGGAAAAGUACUUGAGGGAUAAAAGAGUAAGUGUGUUCGUGACUGCGUGUUGUUGGUGGUGGACGAAGGGGGAGGAGGUUCGUUGGGGUGGAGGAGCGGAGAGAGUAAAUGCAUCCGGUGAGUGUGGGAGGGAUGAUGCCUACAUCCUACGGGAUAGUGGACCCCGGUCAAGGGGGGGCUCCGGGUACGCCAGACCAGGAUGUCAGGAAGCAGGACAUUGGAGAAAUCCUUCAACAAAUCAUGAACAUCACCGACCAGUCUCUCGACGAGGCUCAGGCUAGGAAACACACGUUAAACUGCCACAGAAUGAAGCCUGCACUUUUCAACGUGCUUGCAGAGAUAAAACAGAAAACAGUACUGAGUCUAAGAAACGUCGAUGACGACCAACCUCCAGAUCCUCAACUCAUGCGGCUAGACAACAUGUUGAUAGCGGAGGGAGUUGCGGGACCAGAUAAAGGGGGCGGGGCUGCAGCCGCACAAAACGCUUCAGCCGCCGCUGCAACGCAAGAAAAUGCCAUCGAACAUUCGGACUACCGUGCAAAGCUGGCACAAAUUAGGCAGAUCUAUUCUCAAGAGCUGGAAAAAUACGAACAGGCCUGUUCCGAGUUCACGACCCAUGUAAUGAAUCUUCUGCGGGAGCAGAGUAGAACGCGCCCCAUAACGCCAAAGGAAAUUGAGCGCAUGGUGCAAAUCAUCCAUCGCAAGUUCUCCUCGAUCCAGAUGCAGUUGAAACAAUCUACCUGUGAGGCUGUCAUGAUACUCAGAUCCAGGUUCCUUGACGCAAGGAGAAAGCGGCGAAAUUUUAGCAAACAGGCGUCGGAAAUAUUAAACGAAUACUUUUACUCCCACCUAAGCAAUCCCUACCCCUCCGAAGAAGCAAAGGAAGAUCUAGCGAGGAAGUGCUCCAUCACGGAAAAAAAAUUUUCAGUUUCUCAAGUUUCAAACUGGUUCGGCAACAAGAGGAUACGAUACAAAAAGAACAUUGGGAAGGCGCAAGAAGAGGCCAAUUUGUACGCGAGUAAGAAGGCAAUGAAAGGUAAUGAAGGAUCUCCGUACAAUAUGGCAGGGACGCCUGGACCUCUCAUGUCGCCCGGACCUAACCAGGACUCGAUGGGUUACAACAUGACGAUCAACGGCUCAGACUACAACUCACCUCAGGGAGGCUACGGAGACGGUUCCAUGGGCUACGAUAGCAGUAUGCAUCCGGGUGGGCCAUUGAUGGGGCUUAAGUCACCAGGAGCCUCAACGUCCUCUGAGAAACCCAACUCCUCCUCCUCCCACUGGCAAGUGCCGCCUCGGGAACAGAUUCCUGAUUUCCCCCCACUCCAGCUCAACCCUCCCAGGAUCAUGGAGGACACGGCCGCGGAAGAGGCCGAGGAAGACUUGGAUGACGACGACGACCUUCUCAGCGACGACCAUGAUGACGAAGAUGACGAGGAUGAUGAGGUUGCUUGCUCACAAACCAGUACUGCUGUUCUCAACGGUGGGGGCGGAACGACGACGACCUCGCCAUCCUCCUCCUCUGCCAUCAAACGACGCAAACUAUGAGAGUCCUUUCCUAUUUCUGUUAAUUCUCGGACGAUGAGUUCUCGGACGAAUGUUGAAACUAGCCAAGACAUUUUAGCCUCAAGAAAAAAGUUCCCUACUACUACACACGACGACACUAAACGUAACUGCUGCUGCUGCUGUUGAUGUUCAUUCAUCGCCGAUGUCGAUCCGCCGGAAAAUGAAAACAAAAGCUCAACCCUCGUAUUGACUAUAUGUAUGGUUAUAUAUGUAAUCUACGUGUAAUUUACUCUACAAAUAGGCAAAAAGAGACAUUGUGUUUAAUAUUUAAUAUUAAGAAUUAUUUUACUAUCAUUACAAAAACUGUCUCUAUUGAAAUUGUUUGUAUAUUUAAUACGUAUGUAUAUCUGCUACUGCAGUUAAGAGUUCGGUUAUCUACAUAGUUUUAAGUCCUCAACACAUACACACACAAUGUUGCUACUUGUUGUUCUUAUGUUUUUUAAAAAUAAUCUACUAGCGUCUACUAAAAUUAACUGCGUAAACUACUAUGAUACACAGUGCUGCUAUCCUGCUGCUACACCGUAGAUAAGUAAGUAGGAUGAAGAUGUAGAGUAUCCACACGAUUACACGCAAGCAGAGUACGUAUGUACAGUGAAGCCACUCUAUUAGAUAAUUAGAAAUCGUCACCGUAAUUUUUCGUUCCACAUUCAAUAAGCGUAACCACGACCUUUGCAAUGAUUCAUUUACUUAUUAACCCCACUGCUUGUUUCCUUUCUGGAGAAAUUAUUACAAAAAAAUCCACCAGAAAAUUUUUACGAUUUCUACAAAUUUUAAAUUUGAGAAUUAAAACUCCUCUUCUGUUUCGCAUUUGUCAAGUUUUUUGUUUGAUCACAAAAGCAACCAAUGAAAACACAAUGUGAGCAGAAGUAUACUAUUACACUAAAAAACGGAAUCGAACAUAUUGAUAAUCUUCGUCACUUUCCCACAACAGACAAAAUUACAAAUAAUAUAAUUCUAAUAGCGGGUAGAUCUACUACUCCUGAAAAUUAGUGUAUGCAUAAGGCGACAACCGCUAGCUUUACGUAACCAUUACACUGUGGAUAUUAUAUAAGCGUAACAAACGUGCGUGGUUUUGGAACUCCAUGCAAUCAAUCACCUUCCAUUGAGAACGAAGUAUACGAUUCAAAACACAUCCAUUUCUAAUCUUAUCUUGCUCUACUGCAGAAAACUCUCUCCACGAUAACCACACCAAACUUGCUACACAACUAACAAACUACAAUUACAAACUAAUCUUAUAAACACUCACUCUAUUUAAUCCCUUACUCACUAUGCUACCUAAUAAGAGUAAUGCUACGUAAUUCUAACACUAAUUUAGGAAUAAUCACUGUUAAACAAAAAAGUUGAAAUUUUCAUAACGUUUUUAAAUUAUUGUACUGUUCAUCUUUAGUAAAAUCUGGUGUGGUUUUUGUAGAGGCCUCUCCGUCGUCGAUACCACGUCGACGCGGUGACGACUGCUAAAACAACCUCCACAACAGAUUAUAUUAUAAGUUGCCUAAAUAUUUACUACACGCAAUUUUUCUCUCAGUUCAUUUCUGGACCAAUUAAUUACUAAUUUUAUGUACUUGGUUAGGAAAUCAUGGCAUUAUCGGCGUAGUGAUACAUAAAUUGCAUUAUAGGCUUAUCUUUUUAAAUGAUAUCAUUUUUAUAUUUUAUUUUUAAUUGGUGAAAUUUGUGAAAAAUCGGCGCUUUCUCUUUCACACAUAGUUAGUGCUUACUUUGAAAAUUCAAUUGUUGUUGCCAAACAAAAAAAGCCUUGCCUUGAACUCAUCCGUUAUUUAAAAUAUACACCUUUUUUUAGUCAACACAGCAGUUUAGUUAAUGGAGUCGUCGUCGACUUUUCCGUUCAACUCACUCAAUGUGUACAAAUUGUAGGAUUUAUUCAUGUCGUUGUUGUUGCUGUUCUGUUUCAAGCAAACUUUUUUUAUACAGGAAAGCAAAAAAUUACCUGAAUCGGUAUAACUUUUGUUGUCGAGCUCUCAAACUGUAGUUCAUUUUUCUAGCCCGAGAAGAGAUGGAUGUGCAGGGAUGGAAAAAAAAGAUUUAUCAUUUUUUACACGGCAAUAUUUUAAUUAUUAUGACAAAGAAUAAGCCAAGAAUAUGCAAGAUAUAUUCUUCUGUGUGUAGGCAGGUUUUUGUUACAUAUUGCAUAAUGUUAUUGGUCAUUUAACGAUAAAUACGUACGUACUUUGAUUGGUUGAUAUAUUUAUAUCGUUGUUAUCGUCUUUAUUGUGUGCAUGUAUGAAGUGAGAAUAAUAAUUAAUGAUGAAAUAGUAGGCGACGACGAUAUGUAUGGUACACGUAAGGCCACCAAUUUGUAUAUAUUACUAUGAAGCAUAAGUACACAAGUAGAAAUAUAGCGUAAAAGACGAGGUAUCUACAUAUAUUAAUCGUAAUUAGAUAAUUAAGUAAGAAUUAUUCACUACUAAUUUAGUACAGCUAUUUACAACAGGGAGCGUUUUUAUUUCGAAAUAUUUGCAUAUAGUUAAAUUACGUAUGUAAAGGAAUUAUUAUAAUUAAGUGAAAUGAACCUGAUUUAAUUAAAUAUUCGCCUGCAUUAAAUUAUGAAGAUGAUCAUUUUAAAUGUGAAUGACAAACGAUGAAGAGAAGAAUGAUCAUUUAUUAUGUAUAAGUUAUAUGGGCGAAGAGAUAAUAAGUGAGUAAAAUAAGUGAAAAGGCUCUUUUGUCCCGUUCGUCAAUAUUCAUGACUGAGUAUUCAUUAAUUAUUAAUUAUUCAAUAAAUUACACAUUUCAAGAUACA